Molecule: messenger RNA, 759 nt
Organism: Sinocyclocheilus grahami
Lineage: Eukaryota; Metazoa; Chordata; Actinopteri; Cypriniformes; Cyprinidae
Product: interleukin-1 receptor accessory protein-like 1-A
Exons: 3
Coding region: 40-759 (239 amino acids)
Biological process (GO): negative regulation of exocytosis
Source: RefSeq, a predicted model, not a curated record
GUCUUCUUGUGUCUGUGCAGGAGACUCACACGGUGAAACAUGAGAUCACGGGUUCCUCUGCAGAUCCUGCUGUAUGCCACAGUCAUCAGAAGUCUGAAAGUGGUGUCCAAGCGCGGCUCAGUGGACGGCUGUACGGAUUGGUCUGUGGACUACCUGAAAUACAAAGUUCUGCUCGGGGAGCCUGUGAGGAUUAAAUGUGCUUUAUUUUAUGGAUACAUCCGUGCGAACUACACACAUGCUCAGAGUGCCGGACUCAGUCUGAUGUGGUACAAAAGCACCGGCCAUGGAGACUUCGAGGAGCCCAUUUCAUUCGACGGGAGCCGGAUGAGUAAAGAGGAGGACUCCAUCUGGUUCAGACCGGCCGAGUUACAGGACGCCGGACAUUACUCAUGCGUGUUAAGGCCUCAUGUUGUGCUGUCAGAUGCUGUACGUCGGUCCUGUUGUAUUAACGCAGUGUUCUCUGUCUCCGCAGUGGACGGCUGUACGGAUUGGUCUGUGGACUACCUGAAAUACAAAGUUCUGCUCGGGGAGCCUGUGAGGAUUAAAUGCGCUUUAUUUUAUGGAUACAUCCGUGCGAACUACACACAUGCUCAGAGUGCCGGACUCAGUCUGAUGUGGUACAAAAGCACCGGCCAUGGAGACUUCGAGGAGCCCAUUUCAUUCGACGGGAGCCGGAUGAGUAAAGAGGAGGACUCCAUCUGGUUCAGACCGGCCGAGUUACAGGACGCCGGACAUUACUCAUGCGUGUUAAGGUACUAG